GCAAAAUGGCGACUGUCAUUCACAACCCCCUGAAAGCGCAAGAUCUUCCAAGACUGCCUCAUCUUGUCUAAAAAGAUCAAAGAACCAUCAUUCACUCAAAGAAGCGAGAAGAUAACUUUGUGCUCCACAACACCUUUAAGCCUAUGGCUUUUCUCCAAAGGAGACUUGGGGACCAGUUCUACAAAGAAGCAAUUGAGCACUGUCGCAGCUACAACUCCCGGCUGUGUGCUGAACGGAGCGUUCGCCUUCCCUUCCUGGACUCGCAGACUGGAGUUGCUCAGAACAACUGCUACAUCUGGAUGGAGAAGCGGCACAGGGGACCAGGCCUGGCCCCAGGUCAGCUGUACACAUACCCGGCACGUUGCUGGCGCAAAAAGAGGCGUUUGCAUCCUCCUGAGGAUUCCAGGCUGAAGCUGCUGGAAAUUAAACCUGAAGUUGAUCUGCCUCUGAAAAAAGAUGGCUUCACAUCAGAAAGUACAACACUGGAAGCCUUGCUGCGUGGAGAGGGAAUAGAGAAAAAGAUGGACACUAAAGAGGAAGACCCUAUACAAGAAAUCCAGAGGGUUUUAGAAAACGAUGAAAACGCAGAUGAAGUGAAUGAAGAAGAGGAUUUGGAAGAAGAUAUUCCAAAACGAAAGAACAGGCCAAGAGGACGGCCAAAGACCCCCACCUGGAAAAAAAUUUUCCAGAAAAAUGCUCGGGGAUCUGGAGGUGGCAGGAGACGAAAUGAUGCUGCCUCCCAGGAUGAUCAUGACAAACCCUAUGUUUGUGACAUCUGUGGCAAGCGUUACAAGAACAGGCCUGGACUGAGUUACCACUAUGCUCAUACUCAUCUUGCCAGUGAAGAGGGUGAUGAAGCCCGGGAGCAGGAGACCCGCUCUUCUCCUGUCCACAGAAAUGAAAACCACAAACCCCAGAAAGGACCAGAUGGGGUCAUCAUUCCCAAUAACUACUGUGACUUCUGCCUUGGAGGCUCCAAUAUGAACAAAAAAAGUGGCCGGCCUGAGGAACUUGUGUCGUGCUCAGACUGUGGGCGCUCUGGACACCCGACCUGCCUGCAGUUCACCACAAACAUGACUGAGGCUGUUAAAACCUAUCAGUGGCAGUGCAUUGAGUGCAAAUCCUGCAGCCUUUGUGGCACUUCUGAGAAUGAUGACCAGCUGCUCUUCUGUGAUGACUGUGACCGUGGCUAUCACAUGUAUUGCUUGAAUCCACCAGUCUUUGAGCCCCCCGAAGGGAGUUGGAGUUGUCAUUUGUGCCGGGAGCUGCUCAGAGAGAGAGCAUCAGCUUUUGGCUUCCAGGCCUGAGGAGCUCCAGCAAUCAAGAAACACUUUGCUCCUGUUGUUGGCAUACCAGCACACAAUUCCCAUCCAGAACACAAAGACACAACCCACAUCAAAAUGAAUGGACACUCAAGUACAGGAAGAGGUAUCUGUGGUAUUCACUGUCACUGAUGCAGAACCUCCUGGGCUCUACUAGAAGGAUCACGUACUUUCCCGAUGCUCCAGAUGAAAUCUCUUCAGUGCUAUGCAUGGUUGCUGCUUACCAUUAUGGGCUCACAUAGAUUAUAGGAGGGGGAGGGUUGUUAUAUUGAUAUGAAGAAGUCAAUUUUGUGUGGCUUUGUGCUUCCUGUUUAGUUUUCUUCUGAAGGAGAAAUAGUAAGAAAUCUCCCAAGGAUUUGUUGGUGAGUGCUUUGGUGGGAAGCAGCACCAGUUGUUACUGCACAGAGCUUGCCUGGAAGUCCCUUUACUGCAACUGCUGUGUAUUCUUAGGGUGGCUUUGCGUUGCAUUAGUUCAAUACUUCCCAUGUUGUGAAUGAUGUGUUGCCACCAAGAAAAGCACCGAUGAGAACUGGGGGAGUGACACUUUCUCUCUUGGAGCAAAUGCUUUGAGUUGGCAGGUCUUCAGACAUCUGGUUUCAGUGUUUCUGAAGGAAGAGCAGUGCCAGCAUGAACAUACACAGACGCUUAAAUGCUGAGUUUGGUAUUUUUGGAUAUUCAGGCACACCAUCCCACUCUGGUGCUAUCAUGCAGUUCAAAUGCAUCGUUUUAUUUUUACUGAAAAAAAAUUGUGAGUGGUUCUGCAUGUAACUGAUUUGCUGUCCGGCUCAGAAAACUGAAUGAAAGAAAACUGUGAUUUUAAGUUGGUCAUGGAAAAUAGAGGUUCCAGUUUUCUAAGCAAUCUAAAGUAAGAUGAAGAUAGGAACAUUGGCAUAGGUCACAUGAAGCACUUUUGAUGAUUUUUUUUUUCUGAUUUCUAAAUGAAAAUAUUCUGCAAUUGAAAGCUGAAAUUUUAUUUUGGGAAUUGCCUAAUCAGAACUUCCACAUUUCCAGAGCUAUACUGUUCUGGUUUUUUUUUUUUUUUUAAAUCAAAAUAGUUAUCAAGAUUUGUUGAAUUUUCAAAUCAUUUUGCCCCCAAAAUCUCUGUAACUGCAUUUUUGGCAGAAGCCUUAUCAAGCUCCCGUGAAAGGAAUCAUUUACUUGAACCUAAUAUCAAAAGAAAGAUUUCAUAGUUAUUUUAAAAUUUAAAUAGGAAUAGUUGUACUUUGUGCAAACAAACCUCUGCAUGUGAAAUGGAGAAGCGUUAAGCGAGAGCAUCAAUUGAAAAAGUAUUUUCACAGUUGAGUCCCUGUGAUUAACUUAAGACAUCGCCAGGAGGACAAGUGAGUACAUUAAAACAUUUUUAUCCGAUGCAUCUUUUAAGGUUAAAAACAUGCAACUCCCCAAACAGCCAAGUAGCCCAGAAUGACCAUUUUUGUGGGUGUGAUUUACAUUACUAUCUAUGCAUAGCUUAAAGAGGGAUUAAGAUACACAUUUAUGAGAGUCCCAAGCAACGCAUGAUUUAAGUUGCCUGUACAAGUAGGUAAGAGCACAGAAGGUUAUAUUUGGGAUAUUUAUUCUGGUUGAAACUUUUCUGCAAAAUGAAAUGUCCCUGAAAGGACACUGUGAAAGAGUAGCAGUGAACUAAUUUUUCUUUUUUUCUCCUGCUAAUUACACUUAGUUAGAAUGAACUAUACUGACCUAACGCACUUUUCCUUGUUAUUUAGAUAGUUUGUUCACGUUUAGUGUUUUGUUCAGCUUACAGUAGUUGUGCCAGCUGUUGGAUUCUCCCAUGUGGCUCUCACGACGUUGUCUCAGACUGCAGUGGGAGUACUUUAACCUGUUAGAAAAGGGGUUUAGGAAGUGUUUAUCCUAGUCGUAUUGGACCAAAUUCCUCCAGGAGUAGCCACAGUGGCUACCCGUGACAUUCAUUCAAUACAUUAACUUUCUGUGUGACACUCUUGGGUGAGCCAAGAGUAUAAAGAUAUUUGAGCAUCAGAUGUAGGACCUGUCUGCAUGAGGUGUCUGGUGCCUGUCUGGACAAAGCUGUAAAACAAAUGUCAAAUGAAGCUUCUUUCUCCCUGUCCAAGGAACUGCCAACUCCUGUGGUCCCAUUCUCACUGCUGAGCUGCUGUCACCCAGUCUGAUGGCUGGCCCUGAGGACAUGUCCCGGUGGUAGUGCAUGAUCCUGGAUGUAUGGCAGCAUGGCCUGAGCCACGUACAGAGGGAUCUGCCCUGAACCUGGCAGCAGUUAAGGGCCACAGCUCCUCUUCAGGAGCUUUGGCACCUAUUUGAUCUGCUGAUCUGGCACUUUGGGACCACUGCACAGUUUGUGCUGCUGCUCUGACUAGGAGGGCAAGUAUGUGCUUGGCAGAGAAGCUGUUCAACUGUGUCAUAUAAAAGUGUAGUGGCAAGAGAGACAGGAACUGGGAGUGAGAGUGCUGGAUGGAAAUUCUGUGAUGGAGCUGAUGAUGAGAGCAGCAGAGGUAGCUUCUGGUGUUCAAGUUGGUGCUCAGCUGCCUGGGAUGCUGGGCUUAGUGAGCUCCAAUAUAGUGAGCUGUUGCCUUCACAUUUGCUAGUAUUUGUGUUGACCUUGGGGCAGAAGAAGAAAAAUGCUUAUUGCUUUAGCCUACAUUUAGGCAGACAGCAGUGGCUUUGUAUCUAAGCACCUGGUAGACCUUUGUAUGAUGUUGGUGGGAGUGACUGGUACAGAAAGUCAGUGUUCUGUCUCUGAAAUGAGACACUGACCAACGAGCUGUGCUUUUCAUGCAUACCUGCUCUCCUAUUUUAUCAUUUUGAUCCGUACCAUGGACUAUUUUUUUUUCUCCCACACCACAGUGAAUACUGUAUUUCAUGUUUGUAAAUAUUUUUCAGUGACAUUGCUGAAGUUUCACCACUAACAAGGUAUGAUGGAAGGAUGGAUUGCUAGAUCUCCUGCAGUAAAAUAUUGUCCAAGCUCAGUGAAAGAGGGAACUUAUCCAUGGUAAUCUCUUCAGCUCCAUGCUGUAACGUAGCCAGGAAGCAUCAGGUAACUCUCAGCAGCAAAUGAAAUGCCAGCUGUCCCAUGCUGAGGGCAUCCUCCAGCUGCACACUCCCUACUUCUUGAGCUCUCUCUUAGGGAAGAGGCUGGUACAUUCCUCCCAGGGACGUUGUUAGCAUGCGUUCAGAACUGUACAUCUUGCUGCACUUCUGAAAUACUAAUCAAGCUCCCAAGUGUUUGAUGCUGUACCUGUUUUACCAAGAUGUGAGGAGGUGAUAGCACAGUCAAGAAGUUCAGAACCUCAGAGAACCACUUCCCUGCCAUCAGAGUACCAUUCCUAUAUGGCCAUUGGGGUGAACUGCUUUGGCACAGCCAGGCAUAUCUUGAACUAGCAUGUGACUGAUGCGGUGCUGGCAGCAAGCAGUCUGAGGACCCUGACUCCAUGAGCUUCUCUUUCUUCUUGAGGUAGGAUGUGCAACGCUGCCCACAGAGCAAGUGCCUGUUGUUGACAUUGGCAGACUGUGGUGGGUUAUUCAUGGGCAGGUGGUUCCUUUCAGCUUUACAAAAUGAACCAGUUCAUUAGGUAAAUGUUUGUGGUGUGGUGAGCAGGACAGCCAGGAGACAUAUCACCUGAGAGCUAACAAAGCUAAGUGGGCAGGGAAAGCUGCUAGACAAAAGCAUGUUGGGUUUCCGUUUAAACAGACAAUCUGAAUUGAGACAAAAUUCAAGGUACUGUGAUCCUUGUCCACUCUGGAGACAACUAGAGAAAUGGAAUUUUUCUUUUUUCUUUGUUUGUUUUUUAACCAGUGAUGGACUUGGUAAAUUGCCCAUGUACCUGCUCUCUUGUGUGGUGGGAUUCACACUCUGGGAUUUGUUGCCAGCCUUUCAGGUGACAUGUUUUGAAGCUCUCUGUGUAGGCAAGGCAAGCUGUAUAUUAGCUCAAAUUAGGACAGACGGCGUUAGAUUCUGCAUCCCUCAAGUCUUCAAAUCAAGACUGGGACUGUUCCCACGAGACGUAUUUUAAUUAGACACAAUUUUAGUUAAACACAGGAAUGUCAGACUGAAGAAGGUUUGUGCUGUAGAAGAAGCUAGACUAGAUGAUGUAAUUGUUCUUCCUGUCCUUAUUGUAAAAACAGAUGUUUACUGGUCAAGGGGAUGUAUUCAAAUAAAGCUGUCUCUGGAUAACAGA
This is a messenger RNA of Centrocercus urophasianus (Greater sage-grouse), 5488 nucleotides long. RefSeq names its product double PHD fingers 3 (gene DPF3). NCBI's taxonomy places the organism in Eukaryota, Metazoa, Chordata, Aves, Galliformes, Phasianidae. The coding region runs from base 144 to 1307 and encodes 387 amino acids. The record is from RefSeq and is a predicted model, not a curated record. Gene Ontology annotation, cellular component: nBAF complex; nucleus. Gene Ontology annotation, biological process: nervous system development. The transcript has 13 exons.